Tetrahymena thermophila SB210 is the source of this 5406-nucleotide messenger RNA. RefSeq names its product virulent strain associated lipoprotein, putative. The record is from RefSeq and is a predicted model, not a curated record. Lineage: Eukaryota; Ciliophora; Oligohymenophorea; Hymenostomatida; Tetrahymenidae. The transcript is spliced from 13 exons.
AUGCAGUCAUAGUAUCAAUCGCAAGCUGCUUAAUAAAAUGUAACUAAUAAUUAAUAGAGUAAUUAGCAAUCUUAAAUGUAAUAUUAGACUUAACCACAGUAACAGUAAUAAUUUCAAAGUUAGGCAGUAGUUUAAAACACUAUGCAAAAUUAACCAACUGUUAAUUAGUAAAGCUAAAAUGGUAAUUCAAAUAACACUAAUUAAUUACAUUAAAACUUUUAGAAUUAAAACACUUUAAGUAACUAGUCUGUUACUCAACAAAGCUAAGUUUAAUAAAGUUCAAAUAAUGCUUAGACAAACUAAAUGUAAUUUAACUAAUAUUAAAACAAAUAAAAUGCUAAUGGAACUUAAGCAAGUUAAAUUUAGAUUUAACCAAAUAAUGAAAAUCAAGCUACUCAAUAAAAUUAAGCUAAUGCUUAAAUUUAGAAUUAGAAUAAUUCUGGUUAACAACAAAACAUUAAUAGCCAGGUUAACAGUUAAUAAACUUAAGCCUAAUAAUUUAAUUAACCUACUUCAACUAGUUAAAAUUAAUAACAGUUUAACUAAUAAACUUAAUAAUAACAAAACUAUAAUUAAUAAAAUGUUAUUUAACCACCAAUCAAUAAGCAAAACUCUUUAACUUAAAAUAAUUCUAGUUAAGUUGUUUAUAUAUAGCAAUAAUAAUAAUAAUAACAACAACAGUAACAAUAAUAACCGAAAUCUCUUUUGCAACAACCUUAAAUGAGCUAACAAUAGUAACAGCCUAGUAAUAGCUUAAACUAAAAUACAUCAAAUAAUUAAAAUAAUACUCAAUACUAAAUUUAAUAAAAUCUUAAUAAUUAGCAAUAAUAGCAUAUUUAAAGCUAAACCAUUUAAGGGUAAAUUGCUAAUUUUUAAAUAAAUUAACAGUAAUAAGUAUAAUAAUCUCAAAAUGAAAAAAAUAGUUUACCUUAAUAAAGUAAUUCUAAUUUAACUAUUGCUAAUUAAAAUAACUAAUAUGUUGGAUAAUCUCAAUAACAAAAUACAAGUUAGAACUCAAUGUAAAAUAAUUAGCUUCCCCCUUAGUCACAACAAAAUAAUGCUAACUAAUAGCAGCAAUAAAAUAAUUAACCUGUUAUUUAACAUCAAUCAUAAAAUGUAAUUGCAUAGUAGCAAAACAACUAAUCUAAUACAUAGUAAUAAUAACAAGGUGUAAAUUAUUAAUAUUAAUAAAAUACAAAUCAAUAGGGUUAAUAAUAGAAUACAAUUUAGCAAACUUAACUCUAAAAUCCAAAUCAGUAAAAUUAAUAACAAUUGGUAAAGCAAGAAUAAUAGUAAAAUAAUUAACUUACAUCAUAGAACAAUUAAUAAAAUAUAGGUUAGAAAUAAUAAUAGAAUAACUAACCUGUAUUUUAAUAAUAAUAACAACCUGUUUUAUAAUAAUAAUAACAAUAAUAAUAAAAUAACUUACCCUCUUCAUAGCCUCAUCAAUAAAAUUAAUAACAAAAUAAUUAGCCAAACUAAUAGCUAUAAUAGUAAAUAGUAAAUUAAUAAAUUUAAUAAAAUACUAUUCUAUAAAACCAGUAAUAGAAUCAUAACUAAUAAGCUUAAUAAUAAAAUACAAAUCAAUAGGGUUAAUAAUAGAAUACAAUUUAGCAAACUUAACUCUAAAAUCCAAAUCAAUAAAAUUAAUAAUAAUUGAUAAAGCAAGAAUAAUAGUAAAAUAAUUAACUUACAUCAUAGAACAAUUAAUAAAAUAUAGGUUAGUAAUAAUAAUAGAAUAACUAGCCUGCAUUUUAAUAAAAUUAAAAACCUGUUUUAUAACAAUAAUAAUAAAAUAACUUACCUUCUUCAUAGCCUCAACUAUAAAAUUAAUAUCAAAGCAAUUAGCCAAGCUAAUAACCACAAUAAUAAAUAACAAAUUAAUAAAUGUAAUAAAAUACUAUUCUAUAAAAUUAAUAAUAAAAUCAUAGCCAAUAAGCUUAAUAAUAAAAUGCAAAUCAAUAAAUAUAGUAAUAAUUUAUUUAAUAAUAAUAGUAGUAAAGUAAUUAACCUCCAUAAUAACCCUAACCUUAAAAUACAGUAGCAUAACAGUAAUAGAUCAAUUAAACACAAGCAUCAAUUUAAUAAUAAAAGAAUAAUUAAUAAUCACAAUAAAGUGACAUACCUGCAGUUUAAUUAUAAUAAUAAAAUUAAGUUUAAACACAUCAAUAAACUAAUUAAUCUUCAGCAUAAUCUAAUCAAGUAAAUACAAAUUAACAAAGCCAAUUUGUUAGUCAAGCUACUUUUUAGUAAAAUCCUAGUUAGAAUAACCAAUAGAACGAUUAAGCUAUUUUACAAUCUUAGGUAUAAAAUACGAAUGUGUAAUUGUAAAAAAAUGAUUAAAAUCCUCAGAUUUAAUAAUAAUAAAAUUCAAGUAAUUAAUCAAACACUUUUCAAAAUUAAGGUUAAUUUUAAUCUCAACAAACUGCAAAUUUUCCCUCUUAAAAUACCUCACAAGUUAAUUCACAAGUUCCAAGAAAAGAUAAUAAUUAAAAUGCAUUUAACAAUUAAGAUUAGUUUUAAAAAUAAGAUAAAACAAAUCCUGAUAUUAAAAUUUAAUUAGAAUAAAUUAGCUUAGAUAAAUAAAAUACAAAUCUUUUGCCAAAUUAAACUAACUCUACUGUCCCAAAUAACAGCAAUCAAAAUAUGGUAGACAGUAAAAAAAGUGAGUAAACUGACUUAUAAUAAAAAAAAUAAUCAAUCUAAAGAAGUAACUCAAGAAAUACUCCAAAAUCUUAAAAAGGAAAUUAAGCAAGCACUUCAAAUUUAUCAGAUAAGCCAAGUAUAUAAAAUCAGGCAGUAGCAGAAAGCUAAAAAAAAUCAACAGCUCUUACAACAGCUAAUACUUCAAAUACAAAAUCAAAAGAAGGUGAUAGAUCAUACAUUUCAGACAAUAACAAUAAUAAUUCUUAUUUGAAUGCUUUAAAAAUGUCUCCUAAAAUGAUUAUAGGAUAUGAACCUAAAGGCAGAGAUACUUCAAGUAUGAGUAGAAUUCCUAAAGAUAAAAAUUUCAGGAUACAAAGAAACAAAAGAAGUCAAAGAUCUGUUACAUAACCUAAUGAAUCACUUUCCCCUAUAAGACCUUAGUAUUAUCAAGGUAUAGAUUAGUAUAAAGCGUAUGAUGAAAGAGUUAAAAAAUAAAUUUAGUAAUCUUUCCAUGAAAAUUAAUAUGAUGAUAAAUAAAACACUGAAAGCGAUUUAGCUUAAAAUGAAACAGUUGAAAUUAAAAAUGAUGAUAAAAAUUAAGAAAAUUAAAUAUAAAUUGAUAGCCCAAGAACUUUAGAAGCUAUGAGAAUGAAAGGAAUUGAUAAAAAAGAUUUAGCCUACAAAAGUAAAAAAAGAAUAAAAGAAGAGUCUGCUAUUGCUCUUAAAGGGCUCAAUAAUCAAGAUUAAAAAUACUACAUAGAUGUAAAGUAUGAAAAAACAGAGUUAAGAAGAUAAGAGCUUAUAUAAGAAGUUAUUUAGGAAAGAUAAAAAAUUAUUAUUGAGCAGUAAGAAAGAGAAGAUCAUGAAAUGAGAUCGAGAUAUAUGAAUUCAAAAGAACCCAGUGUCUACAGUGAUAAGAAAAAUAAAAGUUAUUACAUUUCAGAAAAUCCAUAACAUGAAAGAAGUAGGAGUUUCUUAGAUAAAAAUAAUUAAAGCUAUACAAAUAUGGAUAAAUUUAAUUCUAGUAUGUAUAGAGAUCUCAGUUUCACAUUAGAGAAAGAAUAAAAUUAAUAAGAGAAAUUGAGAGAAAAAAGAUAAAAAGAAUUAGAUUAGGCUUUUUCCUCAUAAUAAUACAAGAAUUAAUUGAUAGAAGAAGAAUAUAAAAGUAGAGAAAGAAAUAAAUAUGAAGAAAAUUAAACAUAAUAGGAUAAAAAUUAAUAUUAAUAAGUUGACUCAUCGAAGCAGAAAGAAAGAGAAGAUAGAAAAUAAAUUUUAGAGGAGUUGAGGGAAAAAGAGUAAUUUUUGCUUAGAGAAAAAUAAUUAUAAUCGCAAUACAAUCAAAAUGAUUGGAAUGAAAUGCAGCUUGAGCAUGAAAAGAAAAUUAAGACUUAAAUAAGAAACUAAAAAGUAGAAGACAUCAAAAGAAAAAAUUAAGAGAAUGAUGUAGUUAAAAAGGAUGAAUACGAGUCCAAGCUUAAAAAAAUGCAAGAAAAGGAUUUAAAAGUGAAAGAAUAACUUGAAAGAUUAAAAAAUUAAAGAAGAUAAAUAAACGAAUAGUAUAAAACACAAUUAGAACAAAGAUAACUCAAAAUAUAAGAAUAAUAGAUGUACAACGUAUAUAAUGUUAAGCAGAAACUUGAAGAAAAAGAGUAAAGACUUGAUAAUUUUAUUAAAGAUCAAGAGUUGGUUAAAAAGCUGGAAUAAGAGUAUAAAAAGUAGCUUCUACUGCAUAAAAAUUAUGAUCCUAAUGCUUCAUAAAUGGAUGAAGAGCUAAUUAAGCAAGACUUUCUUUAAAAUUUAUUAGAUUAGGAAUAAUUAUUAAGAAAGUAAUCAGAAAAAUAUAAGUUUGAUCGUUUCAAAAAAAUUAAAACAGAUGUAGAAAAGCAGGAAAAUUUUAAAUUUCAAAGAUCAAGAUUAACACAUGAAUAAUAAAUAUGGUAAGAAAACGUUAAAAAGAAAUAAUUACAAGAAUUAGAGGAGGCCUAAAGAAAAAAAGAAAAGAUGCUUUAAGAACACAAGAAAAAGUUUAUCGAAGAGAAAAUAUAGCUUGAAUUAAAAUUAGAAAAAAGCAAAUAAAUUGAACAAGCUAAAUAAGCUUAAAAAGAAAAAAUAUUAAAGAAAAUAGAAGAAGAUAAUAUAAGAAGACUUGCUUUAGAAAAAUAUAAAGUUUCUGUUUAUGAGGAAAAAAAGAGAUAUAAAGAAUAGCUUGAAAGAGAAAGAGAUAAUCAUGAAUUGCACUAUGAAAAUGAGCUAUUAAAACCAAAUAGAGAGAGUAAAACAAAUCUUAGAGCAACUUCUGCCACUCCAAACAGAUAAAAUGACCUUGUUAUGUCUAAAUAACUAAGAACAAACAGCUUUGCAAUCACCAAUUCAAUGUCACUACAAAGAAAAAAUUCAUAAAUGAAUAUAAAUAAUAAGUCAAUAUCUUAAAAUAGUUAUUCAAGAGUAUCAAACAAUAUUAAAAAAAUAGAUAUGUUAAAAAAACCUUCUUACGAUUCAGCAAUAGGCAUAAGCCAUGAACAAUUUUUCCCAGUUUAAGAGUUUUCAAGUAUUAAAUAUGUCUCUGAAUUUAAUAUGCUGAAUGAAGAAUAAACUUAAAAGUUUUUAGUCUAAUUAGCCAGCCUUGAUUUCUAAUUAGUUGAUUAACCUGCUACUCUUUUAAAGUAAAUUAUGGAGCCUCUUGUUAUGUUAGCAGAGGUGUAAGAAAACGAAACAGUGGAGCUUCGUGAAAAACAUAAUCAUAUGCAUCUUUAUAAUUGA